Messenger RNA from Phacochoerus africanus (Common warthog), 1725 nucleotides. It is a transcript of the gene ZNF488, whose product is annotated as zinc finger protein 488. The record is from RefSeq and is a predicted model, not a curated record. Gene Ontology annotation, biological process: regulation of DNA-templated transcription. Gene Ontology annotation, cellular component: nucleus. The transcript is spliced from 2 exons. The coding region runs from base 193 to 1164 and encodes 323 amino acids. NCBI's taxonomy places the organism in Eukaryota, Metazoa, Chordata, Mammalia, Artiodactyla, Suidae.
CAGGCGGCCGUGGCUGCCAGCGCGUCCCCAGCGCCCAGCGCCGCAGGAGAGCCGAGAGCCCUGCGGUCCAGGCACCAGGGGAGCCCUUUGAUCUCACGGCCCCUCCCCAGGCCAAGCCCUCCAGAGCCCCAAAGCCUCAGAGACUGACAGCUGCUGGAACAGCCACACUGCUCAGCUGGCCCUUCAGUCUCCAUGGAGGCCGGGAAGGGAGCCCUGCGGAGCCCUUCAGCUGAAAACAGAUGGCAGCUUAGUGAACCUGAGCAGGGCCGAGGCCGCAAGCCGGUGCUGCUGGAGAAAACAAACCACCUGGGCUCUGAGGCAGCCCCGGACAGUGGUGGCCAGGAUGAGGCCUGUGCGGAGAUGGUGCUGUCAGCAGCCCCAGGCAAGCCCAGGCUGGGAAAGCUGAUGCCCCGGAAGGCUUUCUGGGAACAGGGGCAGAGCGCCUUCACGGAGGUGCCUCAGCUCAAGAAGAGGCUGGGGGGCGGGCAGGCCCGGGAGAAGGAACACAGUGGCCCUGCAGGCCAGCCUGAUCUCCAGCAGCUGACCCAGGACGUCCCCAGGGACCCAGCCGGCAGCACCUUCUCUUCGUGGCCCAGUGGGGCUCGAGGGGAGCAGAGAAGCGCCUUCAGCAAGCCGGCCAGGUGUCCGACAGGGAGACAGGGGCCAGCCUCUGUCUUCCGGGCAGGCGGAUGUGCAGACACCCUGGGGGAGCUGUUGGGACUCAUCAACACAGUAGAUGUCACUUGCUGGGGUCGACUUUCCAAUUCCAAGCUUUUGGUGGGUGAUUUCUGGAACCUGCAAACUGUGCCACAAAAUGCUCCUCUCUGUGGCACUUUCCUGGGUGCUCCCACACUGUGGCUCAAGCACACCACUGCCCAGAUGCCCACACCCUCGUCCUCUUCCUCCACAGCCUCCUGGGCCCUGCUGCCACCCACCUUCACCUCCCUGGGCCUGUCCACCCAGAACUGGUGCGCCAAGUGCAACCUCUCCUUUCGCCUGACCUCUGACCUGGUCUUCCACAUGCGGUCCCACCAUAAAAAGGAGCAAGCGGGGCCUGACCUACAUUCUAAGAAGCUGAGAGAAGAGGCCCUCACAUGCCCCAUUUGCCACGAGUACUUCCGGGAGCGCCACCAUCUCUCCAGGCACAUGACUUCUCACAGUUAGCAGGUGGUUUGGGACAAACCUCUAGAUGCGAUGUCAGGCACUUGGCCAUGAGGCAGAGAUGGCUCACAGAGCCUUCCUUUGAAAAGGCUGGUUACAGUUGUCCUCAGGGCUGUCUCCUUGGGCAUUUGAGUAUGAACCACUCAGUCAUAAUUUGAAAAAUACCACCAGCCACCGUGAUGUGUUUUAAAGGAUAUAAAGUCAUGAAAUGAUGCAUUUUGCUAAUUGCAGGGUGUGGUGUCGAAUAGGCACAAAAGUAUUUCUGAUGUGCUCUGAAGAGGGAACGCUGCUUCUGUCACCAUCUUUUUGCUCCACGUGGAAGCAUAUUAGACUCCAGCAUGGGCUUUGGAGGCAGACAGACCUGGAUUGGAGUCUUGGCCCUUUCACAUACUAGCCCUGACCUUGGACAAAUUAUUCUGAGUACAGCUUUUGUAUCUGUAAAAUGGAAAUGAUGACACAUGUGUCUAAAGGAUGUUGUCAGGGUUUGGAGGAAGAUAAGUGGGAAAUGGCCAGCACGUGCCUGGUAGUGUCAUUGCUGAGUAAAUGGUACUUAUAAUCAUGGUC